AACAUGCGGCGGGCAUGGGAGUGCGCCUAGCCUCGCCGCGGGAGAGCCAGCAGCCCUGCCGCCGGCCCCACGAUCCCAGAACCCGAGCCCUGAGGAGCUCCCGGUGGCCCGGCUCCUAGGCGCUGUGGCCGCGCGGGGCGCCCCUGCCCGCCCGCACCAUGAACACCAUCGUCUUCGAUAAGCUCAACGGCGCCGUGCUUUUUGAGGACCGCAGCGCUCCGGAGCGGGAGCGGGGCGGGCGCCCCUAUGGCGGCGUCCUGGACAGUCCCCACGCCCGCCCCGAGGUGGGCAUUCCGGACUGCCCGCCCCUCAAAGACAACCUCGGCCUGAGACACCGGAGGACCGGGGCCCGGCAGAACGGCGGGAAGGUGAGGCACAAGCGACAGGCUCUGCAGGACAUGGCACGGCCCCUCAAGCAGUGGCUUUACAAGCACCGUGACAAUCCGUACCCCACCAAGACCGAGAAGAUCCUCUUGGCGCUGGGCUCGCAGAUGACCCUAGUGCAGGUGUCAAAUUGGUUUGCUAAUGCAAGACGUCGACUUAAGAAUACUGUUCGACAGCCAGAUUUAAGCUGGGCUUUAAGAAUAAAGUUGUACAACAAGUAUGUUCAAGGAAAUGCUGAGCGGCUUAGUGUAAGCAGCGAUGAUUCAUGUUCUGAAGAUGGAGAAAACCCUCCAAGAAGCCACAUGAACGAAGGGGGCUAUAAUAAUCCCAUUCACCAUCCUGUGAUUAAAAGUGAGAGCUCAGUCAUAAAGGCAGGAGUGAGGCCAGAGUCACGGACCAAUGAGGACUACGUGUCACCCCCAAAAUACAAGAGCAGCUUAUUGAACCGUUACCUUAACGACUCUUUGAGACAUGUCAUGGCCACAAACGCUGCCAUGAUGGGAAAAACAAGGCAAAGAAACCAUUCGGGAUCUUUUAGUUCCAAUGAAUUUGAGGAAGAAUUAGUGUCUCCUUCGUCAUCGGAAACCGAAGGCAACUUUGUCUAUCGCACGGACACUCUGGAAAAUGGAUCCAAUAAGAGUGCAGCUAACAGGAAGGGGCUGAGCAAGGAUGACACAUAUUGGAAGGAGAUCAAUGCUGCUAUGGCCUUAACGAAUCUCGCACAAGGAAAAGACAGACUGCAGGGAACCGCCAGCUGCAUCAUCCAGAAGUCGUCACAUAUAGCAGAAGUGAAGACAGUCAAAGUGCCCCUGGCCCAGCAGUUCUGACCGUCUGCGCGUUGCAGACCAGUGGCUGUCCUUCACGCAGAGUUUUCUCACAAAUCCUCAUCUUGAGAGCUGAAGCAGGAGUGAUAAUGGCUCCCUUUGAAAUGUCUUCUUAUUUUUAAAUAUCCUAAAUAUUUCAUGUAGUUGCUUCUAUAAAAGACAUAUAAAUUAUAAAAACCCUCACUUUAAUCAAAAGUAUUAACUUAUUUUAUGUUAUUCAAACUAUGCAUACAAUGUCUGCAUUGCCAUCACAGUAAGUGCCUUGCUUCCUGAAAAUCAGCUACAACGUGGGCACAGCAGAGCAGCUAUGCCUCAAAAUGACAACGCCAUAAUGCUUCUUAGUCUCUGUGUGUCGUUCCAGAUGGACCUGACCAUUCCAGGACUGAAACCAUAAUUGCCAAAAGCCCUUGAAAUAUAUUCAAUAAUUCACAUGUGAAAACUUGGAAAUCCAUUCUGCCCAAAGGAAAUGUUCCUUUAAAAAAAAUUUCUGCCGUACUUAAAAUUGUUCGGUGUUCUUUGCAGAGUGACAGUAAGACUUUUAUGCAUGUAUCUUGCUUGCAUAUCUAGUACAUUACAAACUUUCAAAAUGAAAGGUGCAGUGAUCACAUAGUGUGUAAAAUUAAGAAGAAUCACAAUGAAUACGUUGUGAUCAGAAAAGCUUUUUCCAAGCACUGCUAGAAAAUACAUGCCUUUUAGAGUUAAUUUGGAUUUUCUUUUUCUCAAGUUUUGCUGAAGUUUUUUAAAACAAAUUAUUAUAUAGAUAACUCGAAAUUUUUCUGUGUAGAAGUAAACUUAUUGCUUAGUUUUAAAACAUAAACUUGUUUGCUAUUUUUGUAAUGGAAAUUGUUUUUCUUAAGGAAUGGCUAAAAACCAUUUAUUUGGUUCAUUUCAAAUUACAAUUGCUGAUGGGCAAUUUAUUUUGCAAUGAGAACAAGAUAAUGAAAGAAAUGA
Myotis brandtii (Brandt's bat) is the source of this 2159-nucleotide messenger RNA. It is a transcript of the gene MKX, whose product is annotated as mohawk homeobox. The record is from RefSeq and is a predicted model, not a curated record. NCBI's taxonomy places the organism in Eukaryota, Metazoa, Chordata, Mammalia, Chiroptera, Vespertilionidae. Gene Ontology annotation, molecular function: DNA-binding transcription factor activity, RNA polymerase II-specific; RNA polymerase II cis-regulatory region sequence-specific DNA binding. Gene Ontology annotation, cellular component: nucleus. The transcript has 7 exons. Gene Ontology annotation, biological process: muscle organ development; cell development; regulation of transcription by RNA polymerase II. The coding region runs from base 159 to 1211 and encodes 350 amino acids.